Molecule: messenger RNA, 2830 nt
Organism: Paramisgurnus dabryanus
Lineage: Eukaryota; Metazoa; Chordata; Actinopteri; Cypriniformes; Cobitidae
Gene: cybb
Product: cytochrome b-245, beta polypeptide (chronic granulomatous disease)
Biological process (GO): defense response; superoxide anion generation
Cellular component (GO): NADPH oxidase complex; plasma membrane
Molecular function (GO): superoxide-generating NAD(P)H oxidase activity
Source: RefSeq, a predicted model, not a curated record
GAAUCAAAUGUUUAACUCUAGGGGAGUUGGAAAAUGAGAAUAUUAAAAAAAGUGGUGUCCCUUUAGACCAUACAUCAGUGGAACGCUUAUUUAUUCAGCUUUUAAGAUGUUCUAUUAAUCUCAAUAAAAGAAUACCCUUAUCAUGACUGGUUUUGUGGUCCAGUCACAUGAUGGGACGGUUUCCAAGUUAAUGAUCUUCAUAAUCUUGUAAAAAUGUUUCAGUUGUUUUUUACUAUUUGUUGUUUUUACUAUCUUGCACUUUUUUGCACAUUUAUCAUUAGCUUUUUGCUACAGUACAGCACAAGGAGUAAAGAACCAAAAUGUUGGGUAGUUGAUUGUAUCAUAACUUUACUGCCCUCUUGUGGGGAGUCAAAUGACUUUAUGAGUUUAUUUAUUUUGCAAGCACUGUAUGGAGAACAUCACUGCUUUUAAUACUAUAUGUGCAAUUGUGAGCAAAAUCCAUAGUAAAUAAAGGAAAACAAUAUUUUAUCUAUGGAAAUAGGAGCACAAUCAGUUUCUUCCAUCUCUUUUUGCAUUGGGGCUACAUAUAUUUUUUUGUCAUGUCACAUUUUUUUCUGUUAUUUAAAAUGUAUAUACAGUUAUAAAUCCUCAAAAAAAAUGAUGAUCAGUAUUGUAUGAAACGUUUUUUUUAAUUUAUUUUCAUUAAUAAAACAUGACAGCUCUAACAAUACAGGCACUGCACUUAAGGCAAAUUAUUCAAUAUAUAUACGGCAAUAUGUAGAAUAGAAGAGAAACAGAAGUGAGAGUUGCCACACCUGACACGCCUACUUUAGCUUGAGGAACUUAUGUGAUUGAGAUUUCCUGACCUGCUUUACUUCUUUAUAUACCGAAUCCUUUUUGUCUUGUGGCUUUUUCAAACUCUUGCUGUCUUCGACUCUAACUCUCUCUUUAUACACGGAGGAUCAUGGGAAACUUUGCUGCGAACGAAGGACUAUCUAUUUUUGUUAUUUUGGUGUGGCUCGGCAUCAAUGCAUUUCUCUUUGUGCAUUUUUAUAUGGCAUUUUUGGUUGACAGAUAUUACUACACUAGAGUUAUCCUUGGGCAUGCUCUCUCGUGGGCCAGAGCUCCAGCUGCAUGUCUGAACUUUAACUGCAUGCUGAUCCUGCUACCUGUCUGCAGAAAUCUGCUCUCAUUCCUACGAGGAUCCAUACAGUGCUGUAGCCGAACUGCGGCUCGCCAGCUAGACAGAAACAUCACUUUUCAUAAACUCGUGGCCUACAUGAUUGCUUUUCAUACAGCGGUCCACAUCAUAGCUCACCUGUUUAACUUCGAGCGAUUCAUGGAUUCCCAGCUCAUGAUCAACGACAGCUAUCUGCCUUACGUUUUAUCUCGGAUUGGGAACAAUGACAACAGAUCUUACCUGAACCCCAUCAGAUCCAAUGAGACUAACCCAACAAUAGUGAUGUUUACAACAGCAGCAGGACUAACAGGGGUGGUCAUCACCUUGGCCCUCAUCCUCAUCAUCACUUCAUCUAUGGAGGUCAUCAGAAGGUCUUACUUUGAGGUGUUCUGGUUCACCCAUCACCUGUUCAUUGUCUUUUUCAUUGGUUUGGUGCUGCAUGGAAUUGGACGUAUUGUGCGAGGUCAGACUCUUGAGAGUAUGAACGUUCAUGACCCAAUCAAAUGUCACAGCUACUUUGAGACCUGGGGUAAAAAUGGCACCCACUGCCCCGAACCAGAGUUUGCUGGAAACCCUCCAAAGACGUGGAAGUGGGUGGUCGGCCCCAUGUUUCUGUACGUUUGCGAAAGACUGGUGCGGUUUUACCGCUCGCAACAGAAGGUGGUUAUUACUAAGGUAGUGAUGCACCCUUCAAAGACCCUUGAGCUGCAGAUGAAAAAGAAAGGCUUCAAAAUGGAGGUUGGUCAGUAUAUCUCCAUCCAGUGCCCAAAUAUCUCUCAUUUAGAGUGGCACCCCUUCACCCUGACCUCUGCCCCUGAGGAAGACCACUUUAGCGUGCACAUCCGAAUCGUAGGGGAUUGGACGCAAGCCCUCUACACGGCCUGUGGAGGCGACCAAAGUACGGUGUUGGAUGCCUGGACUUUACCAAAGAUGGCUGUGGAUGGUCCGUUCGGGACGGCCAGUGAAGAUGUAUUUCGUUAUGAGGUUGUAAUGCUGGUUGGUGCUGGGAUUGGAGUGACACCCUUCGCUUCCGUUCUGAAGUCUGUUUGGUACAAGCACGUCCAAGAAAACAAAAAUGUCUUCACAAAAAAGAUCUAUUUCUACUGGCUUUGUCCAGAGACACAGGCGUUUGAGUGGUUUACAGACCUGCUGCAAAGUUUGGAAAGACAAAUGUCGGAGAAAAACAUGAGCGAUUUCCUCAGUUGCAAUAUUUAUCUAACACGCUGGAAAGAAAAUGAUGCUGCCCAUCUCAGAGUUCAAUUUCAGGCGGAAGACGACCCCAUUACCGGUCUUAAGGAGAAGACUCGGUACGGUAAACCCAACUGGGACAAUGAAUUUAGCACCAUUGCAACCCAACAUCCAGGUUCAAAAGUAGGAGUGUUUCUCUGUGGUCCAGCUGCUUUGGGUAAGGCUCUGGCAAAGCAAUGCCAUGAACACACCGAAUGUGGAACCAAGUUUAUUUUCAACAAAGAAAACUUCUGAUCUGCUUCAGUAAUAGUCAGAAGCCAUGCACGAAUAUGGAUAUGUUUUCAUUUCAUUGACCUGGUUGUGUGCAUAUUGCAAAAACAAGUAACUGAUUUACAUUUACUUCUCAGAUGUAAUUUUUUAGUUAAGAUGUGAAAGUACCCUGGUUUCCAAACCUUCUUCCUCUUUCUCAAUUAUAAACUGAAUAAACCUUUUGAAAUACUA